Molecule: messenger RNA, 2218 nt
Organism: Haliotis rubra (blacklip abalone)
Lineage: Eukaryota; Metazoa; Mollusca; Gastropoda; Lepetellida; Haliotidae
Product: platelet endothelial aggregation receptor 1-like
Exons: 6
Coding region: 409-2103 (564 amino acids)
Source: RefSeq, a predicted model, not a curated record
UGUACUUUCUGGGGAAAAUUUCUUGCACGUUUAACGUAACAUGCCAAAUCUAUUUCAAGAACCUUCCUGUCCCAUACGCUGUAUGGUCUACCAUAGUAAUCAUUGUGAGUCUACAUAUUUAAUUUGAGUAUAUAUUUUCCUCCUCAUGGGUUAACGUUACAGUUAGGAGUAAAAUGUACGUGUGGUGGAAUGGAGUUAUCUUCCGGUUACAGGUUCAGAGGACAAAUGUUGACCACGCCGCCAAACGAUGUGACCUGGGUGACGACGUGGAGGAAAUAGAAUCUGUAUCAACAUACAUGGACGCUGCAUCAUUGUAUGGUCUGCCUAAGGUGGCAACAUCAUUGGAAAUGCUUGGUUAUUGGGCAAUCCUUCUUGGCCAUAUUCCUGUGAGGUAUUUCAAGUGAAAAGAUGUUGUCUCUCGCGGUGAUUCUCCUUUCACACUGUAUGUCAACAGUUGUUUAUACCAGCACAGUCUGCCCCAACUGUGACAACAACGGGACCUGUGUCGACUCCCGGUUCUAUGGAACACACUGCGAUUUAGAGUGUCCAGACACCUGUCUCAACUCUCGCUGUCAGAUGAACAACACCCGUGUUGUGUGUACAGAGGGAUGUGUGGCUGGUAGAAGGGGAGGCGACUGCGGAUUGAACUGCCCAACAGCCUGUAAACAGUGUGAACGUUAUGGUGAUAGUUGUACAGGGUUGUGUCGCAAUGCCCGGUAUUACGGUCCAAAUUGUAGCAAACUAUGUCCCUCUCACUGUAAUUUAAAGGAUGGAUGUACAACAAUCAAAGGAUACUGUAAUGGUUGUGAAGCUGGGUAUAGAGGUAGAUAUUGCAAUCAUUCCUGCCCUGAUAACUGUGAACGUUGCGAUCAGUAUGGCGAAGGCUGCCUGAAAUGUACUGAACGGUACUGUCUGGGAUUGUGUGACGAGAAUAUGACUAAUUGUGAUAGUACUUCGUGUAAAAAGACAUGUCUCCCGAACUGCAGAAGCUUCGACAUCGGUAGGUCUCAGUGUACCGGUCCAUGCAUAAAUCAGAACUAUCAUGGAGCCAUGUGCAGCAUCUCGUGCCCACCCAAGUGUGACACGUGUCACAAACAAACAGGGAAGUGCAUGCAAUGCGUUCCAAGGAUGUGGGGUAGGUCUUGUAAUGAAUCAUGCAAUCAAAACUGUAAGGUAUGUGAUCGAUAUUCGGGGCAAUGCAUCGGUCUUUGCUCAAAUUCUAAUUUUCAUGGAGACUAUUGUGCCACCCCUUGCCCCGUCAACUGCCAUGGUUGUCACAGAGAGACAGGGCUGUGUAUCGAGUGUGCCACCAACUUCAGCCGGAAGUACUGCGAUGAGAUAUGUUCGCCCUGCGCAGGACAGACAUGCAACACGUCACCUUGUCAAAAGCGGAACGCUGACCACACUUUGGUGAUUGUCAUGGGAACAAUAGCUGGAGCCUCCACAUUACUGCUACUGGUACUGGGCUUCUGGGCACACAAGAGAAACCGACUGAUGUGUGUCUCCUCAUCAAACACCGGAGGUGGAAGAUGGGACAGCAAUGGCUCCAGACAAUCACGCAACAGUGACUACCAGUCGCACAAGUAUUCGGAAAUAUACGACAAGGACUUGGACACUGAUUCUUGUCUACCUGGACCUUCUCCACCUAGGCUGUCUGUACAACCCCCUCUUCCUCCAUUACAUCCUAAACACGACCCAAGACAAGAGUCACCCAAACCACGGUCCUGGUCACUUGGACAAGGGACGUCACGUGACUUCCGGUCAUCAUUUGUGUCUGCGCAUAAGGAUUCUCACAUGACAAGCGGAAAUGAACCUUCUUUGGUUACGUCAGAGAUGUCAGGUGUUUCCAACAUUGCAUCCUCACCAAUAAAAGACCUUGCCAGAUCACCAUCAAUGCCAGUAUUGAUGACUACUGAUGUUGCAUCAGGUUCCACUCAUCAGUAUAUACCACAUUCCUGUGAUAUACACGACAGACCAGUAUCUUCAAGCACCCUGGGGCUCCCUACAAAGACCAGUUCAAUCCUAUUCAUAGAGCAAAACAAUGACUUGUCAAAUAUCACUGUCAAAUACAUUACUCCAGAUGAAACUGUCCAGGGAAAAUGAGCAUGAUACAUCGGCUUUCUUGAUUUGUAUAUAUCCGCUUGAGAUUAACCUCUUUUAAUGUAUAUGUUCCUUGUUUUUAUGCGUUCCUGAAUCGAAUAAAAAAUUGCUUACGAAA